CUCUCUCGAUUUAAAAUUGUUAAUCAAAUUGAAUGACAGAUUAACAGGGUGUGAUUUUUAGAGGGGUCUUAAGUGAAAUCAAAUGAAAGUGCAGAUAUAUAGACAUUACCGAUCUACUGUACUAUGUACUAACACUAUAUAAAUACUUACGCCUAAGUCUAACAGCAGAAUUAAUGAUUAAUAUCUGAUAGUUGUACAUAAGUUACAUACACACACACACACACACACACACACACACACACAUACAAAAACACACACAUCAUAUAUAUGCCGAUAUCUAUCAGGAAACACAAUAAUUGAAAACGUAAUUCAAGCAAUCGAAAUCAGAUGGAAAGAAAACCCCCAUGGACGAGGGGGGACAAAAAUGAUUAAAAAUAUUAAACGCAAAAAAAAACGAAUUAAAAAUAUAAAAACAUGUUGUUACAAACAAGUGAAAUCUAACAAAUAAAAAAAAGGAAACGAAAGAAAAGAAACAGUUUACGCCCAUUUCUUUGGCCUUGUUUUGUCAAUAGUUUGGUUUUUCACCUGGCGCCGCCCCUCCAAUACACCCAUUGGUCCCACAUUGCUCCUUACCUAGUCCAACUGACAAUGGCUGCGGAUUGUCAACGCCUUGGAAACUGGUAGAAAGAGCCACGUUUGUUGAUUUUUUCUUCUGCUUUUUUGUUUUCCUUUGUUUUGGCCCAAGGGCCGAGGGACACAGUUUAACGCUCCUGCGUGGAGUUAAUCGGGCAAUCAAAACAACAACAACAGUCAGGAGCCAGGAAAACAUGGGUAUCUACUUUAAAGAUCUAUAAAAACCUAGAAAAAGCAACAAAAACAACCAACAACGUUUUGUGUGUGUGUGUGUGUGUGUAUAUCUGUGUUGAGCUGUAAUUACUCCUGGCGUUUCCACAAUUGCCAUAGCAUACUUUCCAGCGUUCUGACAAAGUGCACCAAGUUGCAAAAUAGUUGGAAAUCAAGUUGUUCCUCGGCAUUGCAGGCUAAAUUUCAUUUGAGGUCGAAGGGGGAGUUUUACCAAAAAGUCAAAUACAUUGAAGUUCCACGGAUGCACUCGGCAAGGGCUAUAAAAUACGUUCUUUAUCCAGGUGUACUUCUGCCGGUGAUGUAAUGGCAGUCACAUUGCGUUUACUUGGAAAGCCAACAAAUAUCCCUUGCCUGGUUUUCCCCCUUUUGGGCGUCCUGGAAUGUUUAGAAAACCAUGGCGAAAUAUUACUAAAAAUCAAUAAGGUUUUUCAAUUGAUUGGGGAAUUUAAAGUGGCUUAAAAAUAGGAAUUUAUGGAGCUUACCUCUUGUUAUUAAUUAAAAAGCUAUCCAAGACAUGACAUUUAUGGACCAUAAAUGUAGUAAAGAAAAUUUGGUUAGCCUCUUAGUUUGUAAUUUAAUAUUAAUCCAAUCCGUAUUAAGCUUAACUAUUUUGUAAUUAAUAUUACACAGCUUAUUACUUAACCUGCUAUCUUCCACGUAAAAAUCCGUGUCCUAACUGGUAUAGAUCCCUUCGUUUGGCUUGCCAAUCGCGACUGAAGAGCAUCGAAUAGCAUUUUAAGCGAUUGCCCAGAAGUCAAAACAGGCAAAGACAAAGCCCGUCAUGGUCUUUUGUCAUAUGUAAUUGGGGGUAUACGAUACAUACGUUCACGGGAAGUUGCAUUUUUUUAAGGAGGAGCACUGUGUGCAUUCCGUUGAUGGACUGCCAGGUCCAAACAUGUUUGAUUUAUUUGCCCCAUCAGUGGUCGAGUGUGGGUGGCAAACCAAUCCCGUGUUCGUGUCGCAACCGGGCAACCGAUAUCAACAAAUCACAUGAAACCGUAUGCCGUACAUAGGAACGGGUCUAGACAGACGGUUUUCGAGGGCCGUGGCCCAGGCCCAGGCUCAGCCCCAGGAGCAUACCCACCACGUAUCCCUCAACCCAAUUGGAUCCAAAUGGAAAUGCUAAUAAAAUUAUAGUGUCUAAGGCGGAGGCGCUCAUAAACAGACAGAUGGAUCGACAUAGACAGACAGGUCCCAAUGCUCCUCUACUUAUAUGGGUAAUCACAAGAUAAUAACAUUUUUUCUCAAAGGCAGCACGACACAACGAAACAAAACAAAACAAUAACAUUGUAGAGUGCAGUAUAAGCGCAGAUUGAAAUCAAAGUGAACACAAAAGUAAAUGAAUGCACUCUAAGAAACAUAAAGAACUACUAUAAUAUAUUAUAAAUACUUUUUUGGGCAUACAAAACGAAACGUCUAUAAUAUGAUUUUAGCACUGUUUUUAAAGAAGCCAACUAAGAUUGAUGCUGUAACAAGAAUAGUUUUCCAAACGAUAUGAAAUUUCUAUAUGGAUGGAAAUUUUGAAAACUCAAUAUUAGCUAUUGGUUUCUCUCAGUGCAUUUGAAACGAAAUAGCCGGCUGAAACAAUUUAUGGGCAGAAUGUGAACGCUAUUACCCAUUUCAAUGGGCCACGAAUGUAGACUGGGGUAUGGGUUAUGGGGCUCGUAUGUUUGUGUGGAGCGCAUUUGCAUUUCAGGCCUUUUGUUUGCUCUAUUCCACAUACAUAGUUGAAGGGCUUUUCUGGCUAAACUUGAUGAGGAGCAAGGCGGGCGCCGGAAAGGGUCGUUCACCAACACCGACACCCAAUCGGGAUGGUGGGGCGGCAACGGGGGGUGCUGGUAGUGGUGGUGCAGCGGCACCCACAACAACUGGAGGCACCACUGGCGUCGCCAGAUCCACACUACAUGCCAACAAAACGAUACUGAAAACGGUAUCCGUAUUCCUUGCCAGCGGCAAGCGCAACUCGAGCAACCAACAGUCGAAGGCCGCCGCAGCUGCUUUGCAGAACAAACGGCAACAGCGGCAACGGAGGAUGGAUGAGCUGAGCGGCAAAGUCAAUCCAAAGCUGCUGGACAGUCUACGAAAGAAAACGCGCUUUACCAAGGACGAAUUAGAUGCUUUGUGCCGGAUAUAUCGCAAACUGGUAUCCAAUUGUCAGUAUGCGGCAAAGACUCUGGCUUCUAGCUCCUCAAGUGCGGCAAUUGCAAAGCCACAUGCUGCCGUGGAGGGUAUCGACCGCAUUGUGUUCCGUGAGCUGUUGCAUAGUACCUUUGACAUCGUCACCGAGGAAAUCUUAAUGGAGCGCAUCUUUUGCAGCUGGGACAAGGCCCAUGAGGGAUUGCCUCUUCGUUUGGAGGGUUGGCUAAUUGGGCUUUCAACUUUUCUGCGAGGCACCCCGGCGGAAAGAGCUACCUUUUGCUUCCGGGUUUACGAUCUAAAUACCGAUGGUUUCAUCACAAAGGACGAAAUGUUCACGCUGCUGAGGAAUUGUCUGAUCAAACAGCCGCAGGACGAAGAUCCCGACGAGGGGGUCAAGGAUCUUGUGGAGAUUGUCCUCAAGAAGUUUGACCUGGACAAGGAUGGCAAGGUGGGUGUAAUUGAAUUGUAUAGUUUCAAGAGAUUAUUACUUCGAUUUCAGGUAUCCCUGGAGGAUUUUAUGGGCACCGUUACAGCUGAACCAUUGUUAAUCGAGGCCUUUGGACAGUGCCUUCCGACAGACAGUGCUGUGGUUUCUUUUUUCUCAACGCUGCAGGUGUGAUCUGCUUUAGCAUCUUGAUAUCUUUGAAAUUGUUAUAAUUAUCAUCUAUUAAAUACAAGUUAAAAACACGGUUAGAGAUAUUUGAAUGUUCUUUCAUUUUAUUAAGGUACUUAAAAGUUUCGUCUAAAAUGAUGGAGUAACUAAACUAUUUCACAAUAUUCUACAUAUUCAAUAGCUUUUUUGGAUAGUGAACUUAGCUGUCUAGUAAAACAUAACAAAUACUGAGUUAAUAUAGAAACUAUUUAUUGUAACUUAAAAGCUCCCACAUAAAUCGCAGAUGAACUGGUGUCCCCUAUAAAUAGGCACAGUUAAAGCGAGUUCGAUUUCUCGGGACUGGUUAAAGAAUAAUUGCUGCUAAUAGUUAACUGAGGUGACCCCGACCCACGGCUAGAGUGCAAUUGGCUGUUGGAAACCUGUAAUUGGCACCGUAUCCACAUUUGGAUCAUUCCAGAGAUGGAUGCCGCGGAUGAGAUGAGCCGUCAAGGCGUCAUAUUUAUGCAAGCGUCAGACGGUUGAAACAAUAAGCCAGUCAACCGGUCCGGUAAUGUGAGCUAAUUUAUUCGAUUAGCCAGCCGCAUCCACAACUAAACAACCUAUAGCCGCCAUAUGGUACACACGC
Drosophila eugracilis is the source of this 4181-nucleotide messenger RNA. Its product is annotated as EF-hand calcium-binding domain-containing protein 1. Bases 2453 to 3562 code for a protein of 369 amino acids. Gene Ontology annotation, molecular function: calcium ion binding. The transcript has 4 exons. The record is from RefSeq and is a predicted model, not a curated record. Lineage: Eukaryota; Metazoa; Arthropoda; Insecta; Diptera; Drosophilidae.